This is a messenger RNA of Stereum hirsutum FP-91666 SS1, 4325 nucleotides long. RefSeq lists its product as uncharacterized. Gene Ontology annotation, molecular function: ATP binding; ATP-dependent chromatin remodeler activity. Lineage: Eukaryota; Fungi; Basidiomycota; Agaricomycetes; Russulales; Stereaceae. The coding region runs from base 70 to 4212 and encodes 1380 amino acids. The record is from RefSeq and is a predicted model, not a curated record. The transcript has 15 exons.
CCCAAUGUCAAGGGUAUUCUUCGCCGGAGAUCGAGAGAUGCUGCGAUUUUGGAUCGUGCAGGACGCCACAUGAAGGCUCUGCUUCCUCGGAUUACUCAGGAUCAGUAUACCUGGGCUGGAACUCACGCGGCCUCCUCUAACUCUGGGAAAAUCUUUCUCGACCUUGAUCAGGACCGCUUCGCCACACUGAGCGACCUCUUCAGUGGCCUUCCUUCUCCUCAGUUGGACCCAUAUUUCGGUAGCAGCAUGGCAAACGCACGUCCCUACGAUCGUAGGCUCCACAGCUUUGUUUCUGGAGACCCGCCAGACGGUAUGCGCGCUGAACUCCUCUCAUACCAACGAGAGUCCAUCACCGCUAUGCUGGAGAAGGAGCUGCUACCACGAGCAAUUCCGGACCCAUUAUACGUCCCUGUAGUCGGAUUCCAUGGCAAGAUGCUGUACAUGCAGCCGGAUACUAUGGAGAUGCUGAGGGAACGUCCCAUGGUAUCACAAAACCGCGGCGGUAUACUGUGCGAGGAACUAGGGACGGGGAAGACUGUGAUGAUGCUUGGUCUCAUCAUGGUCACUCUCGAUCAAUUAUCGGAACCCGAAGAGUCCUUCCACGCCGCACGCUCUAUCCUUACUCCUUUCACCUUCCGUCAUGACCCGUCAACGACAUUCGCAGUCGCUCGUGCGAGAGCAUCACCAGGACGGCGUUCAACCCUUAUCUCAACGACAACUUCGUCCUCAUUCCCCACUCUCAUCGAAACGAUGUUGAGCUACCUCCGCUCAUCGUCCCAUGGCCUCACUCGAGAUGAAAUCGAAGACUUUCUCGAUAGAAACACGUCACAUCUACUACCUCCAUUCCUUUCUAAUAUUCCAUUUUACCACCACUAUAAUGAUCCACCAGUAAACCCAUCUCCUCGUUCUCGGCGAAAGGGGGUGCCAUCGGCCCCUCGAGUCAUGUACCUUACUUCCGCCACUCUCAUCAUCGUCCCCUCCAACCUACUUUCGCAAUGGGAUUUGGAGAUACACAAGCAUUGCUAUGAACAGUCUACACGGAGAUUUUUGGUCUUACGGCCUGGAAUGAAGCUUCUUUCGGCGCGAACGCUCGCGAAUGAUUAUGAUGUAAUUCUCAUGAGCCAAGAAUCUUUCGCCAAAGAAGCCCCCAAAUCUCAACUCACAGACCACCUCGCCCCUCUACACACUUUCCAAACCUGCCAAUGUCCUCGCCAUCCCUCAACGCGUGUACCCAACUGCGCGUGCGAAAUCCUCGCGAAUGUUUCACCGCUCUUUAGUGUCCGUUGGAAAAGGCUCAUCGUUGACGAGGGCCACAUUCACGGAGACGACAAAACGCGCGUGAGUCAGUUGGCGAGUUUGCUGAGUGUUGAGAGGAGGUGGCUUGUUUCGGGGACGCCGACCGCGGACUUAUUGGGGUUGAGUUUUGGGUCGCAGAGCGAGGCUACCGAACUUGAUGUUGAUAUGGAGGAGAAUGAUGGUGCGAAUGCGGGUGGUGAGGAUGAGCAGAUGGGAGAGCUGAGAUAUCCGUCGGAAGAUAUUCUGGACCCUGAGCAGGCAGAUGAACGUGGCGAUCUCCCUCUACCGCAAAUCGACAACUUUGCUAUCUCACAAGGUUUCACGGAAUCAACACCGGACCCAGUGCCACAGCCUGAGACUAUUCACACUCUUUCAAUUUCGGACGACGAUAUUCCUAAGGCUAGGAUAUGGACACCAAACGAUCGUGAAAGCUUGCGCAGGCUCGGGAAGAUGAUCACGAGCUUCCUGAAAGUUGAAGAGUUCUCCAAUCCGGAGGGAACGAGACUGUUCAACGAAUCGGUCGUCAGCCCGUUAUUUGGCGAGAUGGGGCCACAGUUGAGGGCGGUGCAGGUGCUGAAGCAGGUCAUGGGGAGUGUUAUGAUUCGGCAUCGAAUCGAUGACGUCGAGAAGGACGAAAAGGCGAUAUUGCCUCCCUUGAAGCAAGAGACGGUGUUGUUGGACUUAGACCCGUUGGCGGUCAAAUCAUAUAAUGCCUUCCAGGUCAUCAUCGCCAUUAACGCUGUGGAUUCGGAGCGAGUGGAUCAGGAUUACCUCUUCCAUCCUUCAAAUACCGCUCGCCUAUCGCAGCUCGUAGAGAACAUAUCACAGCUUAUGUUCUGGCGUGUAGACGAAGAUCUUUACAACCUCUCAGAGCUUCACAAGCGCAUACCUGACUUCAUCCGGGUAGCGACUGAACGUCAUAGGCCACCCGAAGACAUGGAGCUCCUGCAUCAAUGUGCAAAACACAUCAAGCUGGCUAUGGAAGACAACACCUGGAAGAUAAUCCAAAACAUCCCGUUCGCAGCCAUGCCUUUUCGCGUACACAAUAUGCCCGGCGCUAUCUUCGACUCAUGGUCCAGGGGUGCCGGUGUCCGCUCCCUUACCGUCACCCUUCAUCCAGGCAGUCCUGGUCCUUCCCGCGCAUACUUAUACGACGGGGAAUCUAGCACCAUGCACCAGCCAAACUCUACCAUAAAAUCGACAUCUGGUCCCCUCACUAGCUUUGACGAUAGGGUGGGCUUGAAGCAGCACUCCGGUUCGAGUGCUGGUCCUGCAUUUCAUGCUGAGGCGGGGUUGCGUCCACCAUCCAUCAAUGCUAACGGUCUCAUUUCCUCUCAGCGCUUACACCUUCUCCUCAAAUAUGUCACCGACCAUCCUUUCAUCUCACAUGAGCGUCUCGCAAUCGAAGGUCUAGAAGUAGCUGUCGAAGAAGCUCGGACGAUCAUGAUUUUGAACCUGAAGGCGUCGCAGAAGAAGAGACUUCACCAGCACGGGCAGUCCAAACAAGGUACCCAUGACAAGGACGAUGACGCUGGCAGUCGUGUGGGCUUAAAUGUCAGCCCAAUUUCUGCGAAGGCGGGGUCAAUCGUGUCUGGGUCGACGACGGCCGUGCAGGUAAAAACGCAGGAUGUGGCGGUGGCGAGGAAGGUAGCGGCGAGCGAGAAGAUCAAGGAGAUGCAGACGGAGUUGAGGAUUGCGAGGGAGCAGAAGAUGGCAGAGUUCAUGAGUGAAGAUGCUAUGGAUGAGAUGAAGGACGAUGCACGCCCGAGGACAUUCCAGCCUGGAGUGGUUCCUCAAGGUCCCUCCGCUAUACAGGGUUUGUUGAAGGAUUCGGUUGUGGGGGACGUGAGGAUCGGAUCGUCAGUGUCGACAAAGUUGGACUACAUCCUGAGCGAGAUCUUGAAAUACUCACCUACAGAGAAAUUCCUCAUAUUCUCAAAAUCACCACUGACGCUGAACUACGUUGCCGACGGCCUCGACCUUGUCCGCGUCAAAUACCUCAUGUAUACCACGAAGGAUCAGAUGCGCGUGCGACAGCAGAAUGUGAUGACGUUUGAGACAUCGGAGACGUAUAGGGUUUUCUUGAUGGAGCUGAAGCAUGGUUCCCGAGGAUUGAACCUCAUCUCAGCGACGCGCAUCAUCCUGUGCGAGCCGGUAUGGCAGGCCGACGUGGAAGCGCAGGCCAUCAAGCGAGCGCAUCGCAUAGGUCAGACGAGACCGAUACAUGUGAAAACACUGGCGAUCAGGGCUACAGCAGAAGAGGUCGUAAUGGCACGACGUGCAGAGACGAAAGCGAGGGCAGGAUCGACAAGCUCUGCAGGCCUAGGUCCAAGUACAGGCCAGAAACUACCCAGCCUCAUCGACGAUUUCAGGAUCCGGUCUUUCAUCGAGCAUCCCAAAUUCAUCGAUGUGGGCUCAAGUACUACUGCCACUCCGUCUGCCGGUCGAAGGUCCGUAUCAGAUUCAGAACGUUCGAGAACGACGAGGUUGGACAUACCGCUCGUUGGUUCCUUCGGCGUUAGCACUACGUCGUCCAAGUCGGGAGCUUCCUUUGGAUCUGCGAGUGUGGGGCGUAAUGGGCGCAUUGGACAUGGAGUGAUUCAAGACGGGCGUGUCGAGCAUGGCGAUUCUCGUGGGCGUCACGGCCACCCCGUGCCGCAACCUACCACGGCUGAUCGUAACUCUCAUCCUAUCACGAUCGAUGCUGCUCACGUAGGGUUUGAGGCCGAUGUGCGAGGGGAAUCGGAUGGAACGUUCACGAACAUCACCGGGGAUGAUCCAACUGGUGCUCGUGUUCUGAACGCGGUACACCUCGACGCUGAUGUUAGAAUUCGUGUGGGUUCAGGCACUGAGGUGAAUACUGAGGGAAGUCCGACCAAGAGAAGGAGGACUAUAAGGUUUGCUGAUGAAGUUUAGUUACUUGAGCAGCAGAGGUGUAACAAUAUAUAGUUCUAUGUUUAUUGGCUGACACGGCUUGGCGUGUACGAUGUGUACUUUUUGCAGAUGAUGAAUGCAUUCUCCGUUAUCUC